CCAGCUGGGGACAAACAAGGGAGCUGCUGUUAUCCUUCAGCUCACAGGGCACCUAUGCAGGGCAAAUGUAGCCUGGGCAGGAGGCUGCUACCUGAGUUGAGCAAUGGAGACCCAAAUCAUGCUUUGAUGGGCACAGAACCUCUCGUGGACUGGGAAAUGCUGCUUCAUUCUCUCUACCUAUCCAAACUCUCAGCAGCAGCACUACGGGGAAAAGCUGACAAAUGCCAGCCAGGACCCUGCAGCCUCGCGUGUGUCAGCCACAGGCCACGCAGGGCCUUCAAGCCACCGCACUCGCCUCCAUCCCUAAUGGUCCACAGAGACACAUCCAUCCCAGCCCUCGGGCAGCUCCGGAGCCACCUGAACGGGCUAUUUCUGACAGAUCUUCACCUACACGAGACACCAAGCCGCCGAGCUGGGAGGGCGGCCUUGCGGCGGGGACACCUGGAAGCGUCAAGGUGUGGGCAAGCCGCGGCCUGCGCUGCCCCGCAGCAGCCCCUGCCCCGCGCGGCCUCGGGGCCUGGACAAUAGAAGGCAUUAAAGGGAAGCGCCGCCGGCCAUUCCAGGGGGCUGUUGGGAUUUACUUUCUCCUUCCCGUUUCCCCGCCCGCAGCGGGGUGCCGAGCGGCGCCGCGCCCGGGCGGAAGUGUCGGGGCCGAGGCCGGCGCUGAGGAGGGUGCUGAAGAUGGCAGGCAGCUCCCCUCCUUGGACUGGCAGCGCUUACCUCUUCCUUCAGUCAACCUGCAAGACCAUCGCUCUGCCUUCCCUCUACGAGAGCUCCCAGAAGAAGCCUUGUGUGUUCAAGGCCCUGAAGCUGGCAUUAGCAGACUCCACUGGCAGUGUGAAUGGUGUGGACAUGCUCAAAGUGCACUGCAGCCACCCCCACCUGAUAGUGCAGCUCAGGUUCUGCAAGCAGGAGAACUGCCGCCGCUUCCUGCGCAGCUACCGCGACGGAGCGCUCCAGAAGUCCCUCCAGAGCCACCUCCAGCUCUCCUUGGCCACAGCCAUGGUGCCUCUGGAAGUGGAGCUGAAGGCUGGCAGUGAGCACCUUGACCAGAUGCUGAAGGAUGAGGAUCGUUGCCUGGAGUGCAUCUACAGAGAAAAGCAAGCACAGCUUUGCAGGCUGCUGGCCCUGGCAGAGUCACUGACGCCGUUUGCGUUACAGCCUGACCGCCUGCCAGAUGAGGAGAUCACGGAGCUGGAGGAACGCCUCAAGAGCCUGAUGCUUCACCAGAGCACCAACAACAAUGUGGCUGGAAAAGACUGCCCAUCUCUGAAGCCCCCAUCUCAGCCUUAUCCUCCUCAAGGCAGCUCCCUUGCCACACAGCUCACUUUCAUCUUUCAGGGACAACAGUUUGACAACAGAACAAUCACACCAGAUGACCACCAGAAGUUUGCCAAGUCCGUGUCCAAGAAGUGGAAGCAAGUGGGUCGCUCUCUGCAGAAGUCCUGCCGGGCCCUGCGUGACCCCGUCAUUGACAACCUGGCGCUGGAGUACGACCGAGAGGGACUCUAUGAGCAAGCCUACCAGAUGCUCCUCAGGUUCAUCCAGUCCGAGGGCAAGAGGGCCACCAUAGCACGGCUGAUCACAGCCCUGGAGGAAAACGGCCUUGUCAGCUUGGCUGAGGAGCUCUUGGGCCUCCAUUCCAGUGAGGACUGCUCCUAGAGCCCCAAGGACAGUGCCAUUGCUAAGGGCUUUCCUGCUUUAGCUACUGUAUGAAACUGCUGCCAGUGUCUGGGAAUGUAAAGUCCGGAAUGUCACCAGAGGUUUCCAUCGCGGUGGAAAUGCUCAGGGGAGAGGUUCUGUGUUUGCAGAAGCCAGCAUGGACCUCUGAGUUUCCUUAUUUCAUUGUGUUUCCAGAAAUAUAGCACUACCUUCCUGUGAACUGGUGAGAGGCUUUCACCCUGACUUCCUUCAGGACUGUGACAGGGAAGCAGCCAGACAGAGAGCCGUAGGGGAGAAUUAGGGAGAGGAAAAAAGUAAGCAAGGCUUCUCGUAGAAUUUCUAUGGGAAGCAGAAGAUGCCACUGCUUCUCAGGCUCUGUCCAGGGCCAUCACCUGGAGAGCUGCAAUAUAUUUUUACAUUGAAAACAUUUUUGCCCUCAGCCAUGACAUCAAGUAAAGGAAAAGGAAAAAGUAAGGAAAUGUCAAUUUUACAUUAUUUUCCUUCUUUGUUUGAAGAACAAAGAACAUUCAUGGCCAGAGUAUCUGUUCUGCCCUACUCUAUUAUAGCUCCUUCCCACCUCUCACCAUCUGAAGGCUUUCCCUCUACCUGGGACAGCCAUGGUCUUCCACAGGGCAAAAGAUUGCUGCUGUACAACAAAUGGCAGACACUGAACAAGCAUUUUGGACAAACUCAAAUUCAGACAAUGAUUGUCAACAUUUUCUCAUCUGAGGUAGACAGUAAUACGUUGAUUACCUCUUUCCUGCCAGCCUGAGGGAGCCUGCAGCUGUGGAAAGCAAAACACAGCGCUGGAAGGAAAAGUCUCCUCACCAGCAAGUUACCUGUGGAGCCUGGUUUGGAAGUGCUGCCCUCAGGGCACUGCAGCAUCAAAUGCCAUCCUCAGACCACAGAGCUGAGCAAUCACCACACCCAGCUGGCUGCUCCUGCCUUCACUCACUUCCCGACCACCCUCAGCCUGCUGGGCCCCUGGAGGGGACAGCUCACCCUGCUGUGUCCCACAGGUGUCAGGACCUACAGAGAGCCUUUCCCUGGCAUUGCUGUCACUGUGUGACAAUCGAACAUCAGCUGCCACCGUGCCUGGAUUUACCUGCACUGAUUUUUAGGGUUAAAAUUGUUUAAGAGACAAAUCUCCCAAACCCCAGGGCUGACUCCUGCUUUCAGUUCCCAUGGGAGAAGUUGAGUGUCUCCUGGUAUGGCUGAUGCAGACUGCAACACAGCAGCUGCACUUCCGCUGUGACAAAGCACAGAGCAACGAGUGUCUGGCAUGAUAUGGGUCCUGCGAAGCAAAACAGCAGCUCAAUUACCUUUGCCAUAUUCCCAGUGCUUUCCUGAUAGGUUUUUACUGAUAAUAUUCCAUUAAUUCUAUCAUUUUUUUCCUUCCCAUCUGUGGGAAUAGCCAGUGGGCUGUGGAAAUAUUUUCAGGUGCAGAGGGGGACUCUGGCCACACACACAAAGUCUAUGUGCACAUGAUCAUAUUGGGCUGCUAGCAGUCAUGGUAGGAGCAAUUCUGAGGCCUUUUAAACCACAAUUUACAUCUUACUCCUUCCCUGGAGUCAAAGCUGUGAAUCAGUAAGGAGGAACAUAACCUCAGACUCAGGUGUGGGCCCAGAUCCAGGCUCCUGGGGCUGGAGACGUUCCCGUACCUUCUGCUGCAGUACCUGAGCAUCAGUCACUGGAGACCUGGAUGGGCAGGAUUUAGAUGGCCUGCUUUGAGCCAGCUGGGGUCCACAUGCCUCAGAUGAGCUGAGUAUCCCAUCCUUAGCGUGUGCCAGGCAGACUUGACUUGUUUUCUGCAGAUUCUGAACCCCUGAGGUUGCAUACAGAACCAGGAAAGGAAGGGGGUUACGUAUGGGGAGAAGGUUUUCAGGGUGUGAGUGAAUCUGCUUCCAUCUUGCCCCUACCUUCCAAGGAAGCAGGACUUCAUGCAGGCACCACCUCUGCAAGAACUGUGGCUCCAUCACCUUUUAUUAAGCCAUUUUAUAUCAGUGCCAUUGCAGUUUCAUCCCCUCCACUCCUGCUCACACAUCCUGCCCUCUCCCUUCCAGCAGUACCAGUGCUCUUACCAAAAUGAAGCAAUUACCUCUCUGACAGUUUGCCUUUUGGGACCCUCACAGUGGUGCUGAUCUUGCCUAAUUUAGGCUGCUGUGGAUCCAUACCUCAAAGUAUUUAGCCUUCCUGCCAAAUCCCAGCUGGGGAACUCUGGCAGAAACCCACCUGACAAAUCAUAUUUUAAAAAAUUAAAAAAUCAGAAACUUGAAAAUUACUUUAAGAGCAAGAGAGUUUGCUCUUGAUUUUGCAGAAACUACUUUUUUAAGAAAAGAAGGUCAUAUGCAUAGCCUGCUGUCUCAUUUGCAAUUAAUUUUUCUAAGCUCUCAGACCAGCUAUGUGUGCACAACUUGCACAUAUAGUUAUAAGGCAGCCUCUGAAUAAUGAGAAUUACUAGGUUUUGUAGUAUGUGUUAAUGCUCAAAAUGAGGAAGUCAUAUUAUUCAGCUUCUACUUCAAGUCCAGAAAACUUUUUUACUGCUGUUACUCUU
Molecule: messenger RNA, 4216 nt
Organism: Motacilla alba alba
Lineage: Eukaryota; Metazoa; Chordata; Aves; Passeriformes; Motacillidae
Gene: TRADD
Product: TNFRSF1A associated via death domain
Exons: 5
Coding region: 682-1662 (326 amino acids)
Biological process (GO): extrinsic apoptotic signaling pathway; positive regulation of canonical NF-kappaB signal transduction
Cellular component (GO): tumor necrosis factor receptor superfamily complex
Molecular function (GO): transmembrane receptor protein tyrosine kinase adaptor activity
Source: RefSeq, a predicted model, not a curated record